AUGUUCGACACGGUUUGCAGCCUCCCUCUGAGCUCCGAUCUCUUCUCGCAAGCCAUCCACCCUACAGAACCUCUCGUCUCUGUCGGCCUUUCAUCCGGCCAUGUCCAGACCUUUCAUCUACCCGCUCCAUCUGAGAAUGGGAAAGCGGGAUACGGACACAUUGACACGGUAUGGCGUACCAGGCGCCAUAAGGGUAGUUGUAGGUGUGUAGGAUUUGGGAUUGACGGGGAGACACUGUAUUCUGCCGGCACGGAUGGGUGGGUUAAGGCUGCGAGGACGGAGACUGGAAGGGUAGAGUGGAAAUUUGCCGUACCGAGAAUUGGAGACAAGUCCGGUUUCCAGGUUGAUAGCCCUUCCUUAAUCCACGCGCUCUCACCACAGACCUUACUUCUCGCUACGGAUUCAGGGGCCUUACAUCUCUUUGAUCUCCGCGACCGCUCCACUGAGGUAUCCGCGAGACCUCAGCAAACCCACCACCCACACGAUGAUUAUGUGUCUUCUCUAACGCCCUUACCACCUUCAGAGACGAGUACUUCUGGUUACAGCAAGCAAUGGAUUACUACAGGCGGCACAACGAUCGCCGUUACUGACUUGCGCAGAGGAAUUUUGGUACGGAGUGAAGAUCAGGGCGAAGAGCUGAUCAGCUCAAGCUAUGUGACUGGCCUCAAGGCGGGAGGCACCAGCAAGGGAGAAAAGCUCGUUGUUGGUGGGGCUAGUGGUGUUUUAACACUUUGGGAAAAAGGUGCUUGGGACGAUCAAGAUGAGCGCAUCAUCGUCGACCGUUCCCUCGAUGGCGGAGAGAGCUUGGAAGUCAUUGCAAACGUGCCAGAUGAACUCGGUAAAGGAAAGGUGGUCGCUGUCGGACAGAGUGAUGGGCGCAUGCAAUUUGUACAAUUGGGCCCCAACAAGGUGAUUUCGGAGUUGUCCCACGAUGAUCUUGAGGGCGUCGUUGGCCUUGGUUUUGAUGUGCAGGGUCGCAUGAUCAGCGGCGGUGGCACUGUUGUCAAGGUAUGGCAUGAAGCGAUCAGCGAUGAGGAGGGAAAUGAUGAUGAAUCAGACGAGGAAGACAUCGAGAACGGAGAAGGACUUGGAAAGAAGCGGAAAGGGGGUAAUGGUAGCAGCGACGAGGAAGAGGAUAGCGACGACGACAUGGCAGGGAAGGACAAAGGUAAACGGAAGAAAAGAAAAAGAGGAAAGGGAAAAGACAGGUCUGGAGGCGUGCACGUCAUGGCCUUCAAGGGCUUGGAUUAG
This is a messenger RNA of Coccidioides posadasii C735 delta SOWgp, 1251 nucleotides long. It is a transcript of the gene JIP5, whose product is annotated as WD repeat-containing protein jip5. Gene Ontology annotation, cellular component: nuclear pore outer ring. The record is from RefSeq and is a predicted model, not a curated record. Gene Ontology annotation, molecular function: protein binding. Lineage: Eukaryota; Fungi; Ascomycota; Eurotiomycetes; Onygenales; Onygenaceae.